Messenger RNA from Lachancea dasiensis, 1335 nucleotides. The record is from the annotation of a GenBank genome assembly. Lineage: Eukaryota; Fungi; Ascomycota; Saccharomycetes; Saccharomycetales; Saccharomycetaceae.
AUGAGCGGCCGCAAUUCUACUGAUGCUGACGAUGUUUUGGAAUUUCUAGACUCUCUCCCUGAACGGAACAAAGGAAACUCUAAAGACGCUAAGACAGAUGCCAGUAACGACUCGAAAAACGACACAGGCAUUCUCGACUUCCUGGACGAGCUCGAACAAAGCAAUCUAAGUUUGAAAAAGGAGCGAAAGGGCAAAAAACAAGAGCCAGUUGGGACUCCCAAAGAGUCGAGCGACAGGGAGGUUCCCAGUGCUGAAAACACCACGAAGGUCACGAGCGACGACGGUGCCAACCAGGCCGAAGCCAGCGCCGUUCCCACACCAGAGGGAAGGCCAUCGACUCAGGAGGAGGUGGGGGAAGAAUCAGAACCUGUCAAUGACCCCAUAACCUCAUUCUCCAACUGGUGGUCAUCAUCGGGCUCUGCAACAGUCAACAGUUUUCUAAGCAAGACUGCCGAGCAGGCCACGCAGAUCAAAGAUCGUUUGGCCCACGAACAGCAGGGAAUUGCAUCCAAGCUACAGACCACGUCGCUUGCAUCCAAGCUCAACUCUGCAACUAUCUCAACCCUAGCCAAAAAUCUCAGCCGGAUUGUAGUGGGAGAAACCGACGAGGUACUCAGAGUCCACCUGGUUCACGACUUGGUCAACUAUCCGCUGUUGUCCUACCACGUUGAGCAACAGUUCGACUCCGUGCUUCGGUCCCAGGUUCAGGGUGGUGUGCGCAUUUUUGUCGACGAAUGGGACCGUCCUACGGAGGAAGACGAUGCUGCCCAGGAUGGUAAGCGACACCUCAACAUGUUUACGGGCAAACUCGCUGACGGUGAAAAGUUGGCCUUUGCAAACUUGACCAACGCGGUCAAACUUUUCACUAAAGCCAAAGAAGAACUGGCUAAACAGCGUUCUGAAAUCAAGGAGGCAGAGGAGGCUGCGACCGCCGACCAGAAUAUUUCAGACGUUUUUAUUUCGAUCCUGCCCAUAGCAAUUCCAGAGAAAUCGAAGGGCCCGGAGAUCUUCUCCACUGACGCAACGCAUCCUGGGAACUUUGCCUUCACCAUUGUCCUCAAGGAUAUCAGCAAUGACUUCACUUCUAUCACCAGAUCCCAGGGUUUCCCGCAAAGGUGGGCUGAAUGGCUGGAAGGCACGUCUGAAUUGCGUAACAGACAGACCGCAAUUAAAGAGAGAGAGUCCAAAAAAGAUGCUAGCGAGCGUACAGAGGCUACAGAGGCUGCCGAAGAGAUCGACGCCAGCGAAUGGGUGAAGGAAUGGGUCGAGGACGGGCUAAGCUUGGCCUUUGGAGUCGUGGCUCAAAAUUACGUGAUAGAUCGAAUGGGCUUUUAA